Mizuhopecten yessoensis (Yesso scallop) is the source of this 3529-nucleotide messenger RNA. Its product is annotated as phosphoethanolamine N-methyltransferase 1-like. Bases 227 to 1651 code for a protein of 474 amino acids. The transcript is spliced from 12 exons. NCBI's taxonomy places the organism in Eukaryota, Metazoa, Mollusca, Bivalvia, Pectinida, Pectinidae. The record is from RefSeq and is a predicted model, not a curated record.
CACCUUGUUAGGACAUGCAUCUUUCGUGUCGUCGGUGAAUGAAUGUAAUGAUCAGCGACUUGUAGUCAUAGCGUGUGCUGCUAUACGCCGACUGUGGUAAUUGGAGCAGAGAUGUGCAGGGUACAAUGUUUCCGCGGCAAAUCAUAUCAACACAAGCCAAGUGGUGAGAUGGUGUUUGGUAGAGUAUGACUGAGCAGUGUCGGAAUGGAAAGUUAAAUAUUAAUCUAUGGCGACAAUAAACGACAAAAUAGAAGACGGGACAUUUUCAUCAAGAGAUACUGGUGAUGUAGCUCAUAAUCUUCUAAAGGAAGUGACGUCAUAUCUUCCAGGUUUUGACGGGAAAAUAGUUAUUCUGAUUGGGAGCACAGCAAGACUUUGCGCUUCCGAAGUAGCUGUGAGGGCCGCACAAGUCAUCACUAUUGAUCCGGGGGAGCUAUGCAAUCACUCCAACGCUACACGAUUAACGAACUUCCCACCUGUCCUCGACGACUCCAGGAAAAUCAUGAUCGCUGAAAAUAGUGGAGAUCUGCUCAUUUAUGAUCACCGCAUAAGCCUUAAUAACGACGAUCACCAAAGGUUUCUAAAACAGUCAUUGUCAUGGUUACGGGAAAAUGGAUACGUAUUCUUCUUGCAGACAAUCACUCAAGGCAAAGAGAACAACGAACAUCAGUGUGUGGACGAUCUCUGGAGUAUAACCUCUACUACCUGCCCGGGAAGGCAGCUAGAAGAAGUCUUCGGUCUGGAUGUGGUUUUAAUCAGACCUAACAGCCGACCAUUUUCAUCACAACGAGAAAAUGAAGCAGACAGAAAGAUGGUUUGGUUACUUCAAAAGGUUAAGAGGAAGCUAAAGAAAGACAUGACAUUUACAACAUUACAGGAAAUACUCAAUAACCAAUUGUAUACUAAAGUAAGGAUUCGGCAGCUGGAAGGUAUAUUUGGGAGGACAUUUGUUAGCGCUGGUGGACUGACUGCAACUAAGGAAUUUCUGAAGAAACUGUGUCUACGUCCAGGACAGAAAGUGCUGGAUGUUGGAUGUGGCAUUGGCGGUAAUGCAUUUUAUAUGGCUAAGGAGUUUGGUGUUAAAGUUGUCGCCAUGGAUCUCUCGUCCAAUAUGAUCGACAUCGCGAGGGAGCGGGCAAGAGAAAUGGGCAUCUCAGAAGUGGAGGUCGACUUUGAGGUGGCUGAUGCUACGAGAAGAGAGUACCCAGCAGAUUACUUUGACAUCAUCUUCAGUAGAGAUACAAUUCUCCACAUUGCUGGCAAACUCCAGCUCUUCCAAAGGUUUAAGACGUUCUUAAAGCCUGGAGGCCAGGUACUGAUAUCGGAUUACUGUUGCAGCGAGGGAGAGCAUACACAGCAGUUCAAGGAUUACGUAAAGACGUUUGGGUACAGCAUCCUUUCACAACGAGAGUACUGCUCUACGCUGGAAGAAGCCGGCUUCGUUCAGAUAGAAACGGAGAAUAAAACAGAUUUAUUCAUCAAAACGACAACUCAAGAAUUAGACCGACUAGUUACUCGAAGAGAGGAAUAUAUUGAGGACUUUUCUUUGGAAGACUACGAAGCAUUUUCAACGAUGUGGAGAAAUACACAGAAAUGUGCCGCAAUAGGCGACCAGAUUCUGGGCCUGUUUUUUGCUGAAAAGCCCACGUGACUAUGGCAAUACGAACCUGUUCGGGCCUUACAAAUUAACCCGAAUCAUAGAACCCCGUGCUUUCAAUUGAUAUAUCAAUUGCAGGUUUUAUAAAAACAGCCUGUUUUGCCGGAAUACUAUUUUUAAUUAAAUUGCAACCGUGAUUGAAACGAAAAGAUAUUUGAAAAACAAUAUAAGGUAUACAUUGUUUUUUUUAUUGUGCGUUAGGUUUUACAAAGUAUUAGAGUCGCACGAGUUACUUCCCUUUAUGCAUUACAAGUUUAAUAACGAUAGCAUUGCAUUGACAAUCAAAAGAACGGUUUAUAUAUAGUAAAAUAAUGAAUCGAGUACGCAUAUAUAGCUGGUUGCAUUUAUCACAGAAUUUCCAUUCACAAAUGGUUAGAUUUCUUCGGUUCUAAAAUUUCAAAAAUUCUGUUUACCUAGUAUUAGAUGUGUUGACAUUUACUCUCUUAGUUGAAAUGGAUUGGUAGUUAAUUAUUGUUAGUUCGCCCUUUAAUGUUUGAUUUUUAUUUUGAAAACAAAAUAAAUUUUAAAAUAACAACACCUCGUUAAAGUUAAGAAUGAUGGAUCAACUUUUAUUUUGAGGCAAUCAUAAUCAGAGUUGCUGUGCGUGAUGUUCCUACUAUGGCCAUUUUAAAACAGGAAAUCCUGAUUUGUAGUUACUAACGAGAAAAUAUUGCAUACUGAAUUUUCUUUUAAGAUCAUUCGAUGAUAUUAAUGUAGACGUAAUAGUUUGAUGAAAGCUUCACCAGGUUUAUAUAAAAGGAUAUUUGUGCUGUUUAUUAUUUUUGACACCAGGUGAGUUUUUCUUUUCCAUACCUCUGAAUAGUGAAGCUUCAAUCUUAUGGGAAAUUUGUUAAGUAUAAAAGGACUUUUAACAUGAAUUAACAUCUAAAAUUGUGGAAGAAGUAUCAAUUCAUUUUUCAUAUAAAAAACAUCUUACUUUGAUGUAAAUCGAUUUACACAUAUUUCAGUUGAACCUUUAAUAUGUACAUUAGAAGAGAAAACAGUACGUUGCUAUUCUUUCCUACUACAUCAAUUUACGGGUCAAAGGUCAAGGCGUAUUAUAUGUUUUAAGUUAUCCUCAAUAGGACUUACAGAUUUUUACAAUGAAAUAUGGUUUAAUGUAAUUUACAUUGUUAUUGUUAUUCAACCAUCAUUGACAUUAUAAGCAAAAAAUAUCCUCCUAGGAUAAAUGAUGACUAAAUAAUCUCAUCUGAAAAAUCAAGUAUUAAUACAAAUUAUCACUAAAAAGACUUCGUGUAGAUUCACUCUAAAAAAUGUGAAAAUUAGCCAGGGUUCUUUUUGCUCUUCAUUUCAAAUCUGCACGAUAUUAUCAUUUAAAGAAAUUGACAGUUGCUUUUUUUUAGUGUUUGAGUAAACAUGUUUUUCUUUAACUAUAUGUCAAUAUUCAGAACAAGUUAAAACGAGACUUUAUAUAAUGAUCCAUCAUUCUUAUUUCUGAAAAGGUAUUACAUAAACCUGCUUGUUUUGGACUAACAUGAGGAGACACAACAAAUUCUAAAAAAAUGGUGAAUUUAAUGAUACCUGAACAAAUCUUCCUAUUUCUUUUGAUACCGGAUACAAAAUUUGCAAAAAAUGUACUAAAGUUGUACCGUUUCAGUUUUCCCAAAUAGCUGCGGUUCCGGCGUACUUAAUUAAUAUCAGUAUUUUGGUAUUCUGCACAAAUAACAUAUACGUAGUUAAGUUACCCAACGUCUGCGUUUUUAACUGAAAGAGAUUUUGAUAUAAUUACAUAAUGUCUAUUCAAUGAAACUCCUUGGUUCGAUUGUAUCUACGACAUAACGUGUACAAAUAAAGCAUUUUAUUACAUUUUUGCCAGUGAAAUAACGGAUUCUAUCAACUUGAUAAAACUGA